Cuculus canorus (common cuckoo) is the source of this 9595-nucleotide messenger RNA. RefSeq names its product family with sequence similarity 131 member B (gene FAM131B). The record is from RefSeq and is a predicted model, not a curated record. The coding region runs from base 274 to 1431 and encodes 385 amino acids. NCBI's taxonomy places the organism in Eukaryota, Metazoa, Chordata, Aves, Cuculiformes, Cuculidae. The transcript is spliced from 7 exons.
GGGUUGCUCGGCGCAGGCAGGGACGCGGCGAAGGAGCCGCAAGGGAGUGGAACAAAGCGCGAAGGAGCGGGUGACAGCCGGCCCGAGGGCUGCCCUCCCCGCGGGGGCGCCCCGCGCCCGGUCCCCAGCCAUGACCCCGCGCCGGUCCCGGCUGCGCCGCCACGGCGCUUCCCGCUAAAGGCACCGGCUCCUUGCUCGACCCCUACCUCCUCCGCCUCCUCCUCGCCGCUGAGGCUGCCGCCUCCACCUCCCCCCCGGAGCCCUACCGGAGUGAUGGGCUGCAUCGGAUCCCGCACCGUGGGAAAUGAGGUGAUUGCAGUAGACUGGAAGGGACUAAAAGAUGUGGACCAAAUCAAUAUGGACAGCACCAGUUCACUGCAUGGCAGCAGCUUCCAUCGACCUUCCACUGAGCAAACACGGACAGAUUUCUCCUGGGAUGGUAUCAACCUCUCCAUGGAAGAUACGACCUCCAUCCUCCCCAAGCUGAAACGCAACUCCAAUGCUUAUGGGAUUGGGGCUUUGGCUAAAUCAUCUUUCUCUGGCCCCUUAGGGAUAUCUCGCAGCAUGAAGGACCACGUCACAAAGCCAACAGCUAUGGGCCAAGGACGUGUGGCUCACAUGAUCGAAUGGCAAGGCUGGGGCAAAGGUAACAGCCAGCAGCAGCAACACACGCAUGAGACAGCACGCAAAGAUGCUGAUGCCUACUCAGACCUGAGUGACGGUGAAAAGGAGGCACGGUUCCUUGCAGGAGUAAUGGAGCAAUUUGCUAUUUCUGAGGCAACUCUCAUGGCCUGGUCCUCCAUGGAUGGUGAGGAUGUGAGUGUAAACUCAAAUCAGGAGAAUCCAGGAGGAAACUACUCUGAGAACUAUCAGGAGCUAAUGGAGAGCCAAGAGCAUAUGGCCCAGACGCAGUAUGACAGCUGGCCUCACUCCUACGUCUCACAGGGCAUGUAUUGCUUAGGUUCAUCUGAUGCCUGGGAGACCAGUGACCAGUCCCUCAUCGCCUCCCCAGCAACUGGCUCCUACUUAGGCCAGAAUUUUGAUGAGUCCCAGACAAACCUUCAGGAAAGCAUUUUGAUGCAGAGUAGCCUUCUCCAGCAGCAACAGCUGCAGCAACAGCGGCAGGAGCAGAACUUCAUCCAGAGCACGGGGCUGGUCCACGUGUGGCCUCUGCAGACUGCUCAGGGUGGGGCUGAGUCCAGCACAUACAUGGAGGACCACAUUGAGGAUGAAGGGAACACACGGCUGGAGAAGGCUCCUCUCCUAAACAAGAAGCCCUCUCUGGAGGAGGAUGAUGCAGUGUGCCGGGACCUGGAAUCACUGUCUCCUCGAGAGGAGAUGGAACAUGCUGCGCUGAGCCGUAAAGUCUCAGAUGUCACCUCCUCUGGAGUGCAGUCCUUUGAUGAGGAAGAAGGAGAAACAAACAACUGAUGCUUUCUGUGAAGUUCUCAUCACUGCUGAACAGAGAGAGGGGUGACAAGGAAUGAAAUUACAGGGAUUCUUCUCUCCAGCUCCCAUACUUCCUAGCAGACACCCCCUUUCCAUUCCUGACAUUUAAUUAUUUUUUUAAACAAGAGGAAAAUCUAAAAGUGAUUGACACAUGAAGACCUCUUCCCCUCCACCAUGGACAUGUAUUUUUGAUUUUUUGUUGCUCUGGGCAACACAUGUGAAGUGCUUGGAGAGAUCUGGACUGGUAAAUAAUUUCUAAAUCUUUUUAAUACAAAGUCUUGGCUGUGGAUAUAAACUCUUCUGUUACUGGGGGUGUGGCUGAUGAGAUAGGCUUUCUAUAGGGAGCAGCUAUGUGGCUAGAACCCAUCUUGGCAGAAUGGAUGUUGCUCUGUGGACAUGAUCACCUUUGAUAAAUAUAUGAAUAUAAACUGAUUUAAAAUGAAGAAAUGGCUUUACAAAUACAGAUUGCAUUAGUAAUGUGAUUGUAGCUGAUAAGUCUGUAUUCUAUACAGACUGUACUGAGAUGAACAAUUUGCUGUGUAACCAGAUCCUCAAUAGCACCUUGAUAUGAAAGCGUAGGUUCAAUGGAUAUGAACUGCGCUCUGUGGGCUUGGGCUGUGCUGCAGUACAGAUGAUGUGGCUCUGUGGCCGUGGCCGUGCUGUGGCAUGGAAGAAUGGAUGCAGAUACCGACCUAUCCCUGCUCUCAGAUAUUCAUACUUUGGUCUCUUUCUAAUCUCUAUGACAUUUAUACCUUCCCAGGAGCUGGCAAGAGUGUUGUGUCCUUUUGGCCCUGGGCACUGGAUGUCAGUGUCAGCUAUGGAGGCAGUCAUAAAAAUCUAACUGUUGCAGGGGGCUUGAGAGCAUGUCCAUCUUGGUGCUGCUGCUGUAUCCUUCUGUCAUUUCCCUUGCCAGCAGUAUGGGGAGACUCAGAGUAGGCAUCAGAUCCAGGAACAGUGUGUACAGCUAUGAGAUCAGAGAUAUCCAGUUUACAUUGGAAUUUUCAGUUUUUGCUUUUUUUAACUUUUUUAUAUUGCUGGGUAAGUGUUCCUGACAAAGCUGUUUAUAAUGGGAAAAGCCUGUACUCCAGUCACCACUGAACAGAAAUACUGCAACUUUCCCAUUUCUGCCACUUCUACUGCAGUGCCAAAUCUAGCUGGAGGAAAAGGAGUGAGGGGAAGUUUUCUCCUCCUAUUGCUUUCUUCUUUCUGCCUGUAUUUUCUUCUUUUGUUUUCCUAGCCCAAAGCAAUGUAAAUAAUGCUCAGUACUUGGUCUGUUUAUCCCUACUGUGUCUUUUUUCAGGAGUGGAGAAGUCUUAUUUCAGGAGUUUUCCCUAUUUGUACGGGUCCUAUAUUUUUCUUGUUAAAAAAAUAUGGUUCAUUGACUGGGGGGAAUUCAGUCUAUUACAAUUCCUCACCAUGUUUCUACAGACUUCCUUUGGGGGGAAGGGGUUCUGAAAGGAAGUUGAACAACAAACUGUCUCCUUUCAAGCUUUCACCAGAAAAUAAACAGGAGCAAAAGCAAAAGAAAAAAUUGUACAAGGCUAUCGAUUUUGCUGGAGGACUGAAGAGAACCAGCAGGCAUUACCCAAGUGCUGAGUUUUGAUUGCAAGACUGCUUGCAAGGAAGCAUGAGCAAAGCAUGGGUUUAGAUCAGACGCUAGAUCUGAUGAGCUAGAGAAAGGAAUUUGCCUAGGCACUGCCUUAGUGUCACAGAGCAACUCUUCCUCACUUGCUCUGACUCACCUCUGCUCUGUUUAUUUCAUGAUUCAUUUGCCUUUUCAGGCUUGGUGUAUUUUUUGGAUGACAGGAGAGUAAUACAUGUUCCUUUCCUGGUUCAGGUUUAGUCCCAGCAUAUUUGCAGGGAAGAAUGUCUGAGGAGAAUAAACUGUGGCUGAAGUAAUAUCCUCAAGUGUCAGAGCUCAGACAGCUCCUGGUAAGCAAAGCAGAUUAUGCCUAGGAAUUAUGAAAGGUACGAAUGGGACUCUCAGGUAGAACUUUAUCGCCACUCAGCUUUCUCCCACCUGCACAGGCAGCUGUGUGAAGAGGGUCUCCUCUGUGAACACCUAAGUCUUUACAGCCAAGUCCACUCCAAGCAGAUCUGCCUUCCCUCUCCAUUACACCUCUAAAGGGAAGACCUUUGGGACGUUUAAGUAAGACUGUUAAUUUGUUGUAGGUAAGAGAUAAAAGCUUUUGUGACCACCUUCUUUUCCCCAUGGGCUUGGGUUUGCUUACAUCCCUCUGAGGAGGUAGCUCUUCUCCUGAAUGAUGAACUUUCAAUAUGUCUUUUAAAGAUGUUUACACAUUCAGGUGCUACCCUCCCUUGGACAGGAGGGGUUGAUAAAGAUGAUCUCCUACAGUUUUUGCAGGGCCAUUGCAAGCUUGUUGUCCUGAAUUGGUUUGGGUCUAGCUGUGGAGCACUGCCUAGGAAAUCACACUGGCCAGAACAGGGAGACAGGGCAAGUGCCAAGAGCAUUUCAGCAGAUGACAUAUAAUCUUAAGUGUUAACCUUUUCUUAUUUCCUUUUUAAAAAGCCUUCAGGGAAACAAAAAUGGUCAGGUACAUUGCUUUGUGGGAGAAGAUCUGGGUGUCUUACUGCUUUUUUCUCCGAACUAUUUUGUUCCCAUGUGCCUCUCCAGGACCAAUCUGGAUGUUUACGGUAACUUUGAGAGUAGCUUCUAAUGUUCCCUCUGUGUUGUUUACAGGACUGGAACACAUGGGUCACAUUGUCAGGGCUUCUUUUUCUUUUGAUGUAGACAUGUAGUAUAUUUACUAAGAUGUCUGAUUGAUGUCUAAAAGAUGUAUGUUAUCUCCAUGCAAGGCAGUGACAGGGAAUUGUCUAUAUGGGAAAUGGUGUGAAAAAAAUUGACCUUAUAGAAAAAUUCUGUUGAGUUCAAUAAGAAGAGAAAACAUACCUGUACAGUAUUCCAAGCUCUGUGUCAUGCAUUAGAGAAUUAUACCCUGCUGUAUUAUUCCAUAACUUUAUCUUCAGGAAUCUAUAAAUAGAUUCUCUGUGAAUUCAGACUGGUUUGAAGAGUAGUCUCUGUAAACAAACUUUCAAGAUUACUAAAUUCUUAAAAACUUUUCCAUAGAGGUCUUGACUUCCUAUGAAUAAUAAAAUUUCAGCCUUUUUCUCAAAAAAGGAAAAAAAAUAAAAAUGGAAAGGCUAUUUUACAUGACCUCUCUGCAAUCCAAAAGAGAAAUGUAUCUACAAUUGCCAGGAGCUUUACUGGAGAGAGCAGGUCUGCCCAUCCACACUUGCUACCUGAGUGAGCAUCGUGCUCUGAAUUGAAAGGCAGUUUGAAUCUCUUUGAAAAUGGAAACUGGUUUGUAUAACCAGGCCUUUUCUUAUGCAACAGGCCUGCUGUUUGUCUCUAUCUGGUAUCAGAGAGAGGGACCUGGAACCUACUGUACAUUUCCCAGAAAAGCCAUUAUUACAUAGCUACACCUAUUCAAGCAUAUGGAAGGCACAGGUGCUCUGUGAGGAAAAUUUGGCCUGCAGUUUCUUUAUCCUGGUGAGGAAGGAUGAGUUGGAGAGAGUCCAGCCAAAUACUCAGAGCCCACAUUGAAUUUGUGAGGCUGAAGAUAAGAAGGAGAGGUAAGCUCUGUAUCCCUGAUCUACAGUUACUAAGAAACUGAGCCCUGUUAUUGUUUUACAAGAGCUGCACUACAUAAAAUUUUGGGUUUUCUUGAAGCAGCAGAGGUAGAAGAUUCCCAUCUUCCUCCCCAACCCUCUAACCCCAAGCCUUUGUCUUUAAUAGGAACUUGAUUAAAUUAUUUGCUGAACAUGAUGGAAAAUUUAAACACAAGUGACCCAAACUGAAAAAGAUCUCAGAUUCCACUGCAAGAAAAUUCUCGCUUGUUUCUUUUCCCGUAAUUGUUCGUAUCCCAUCAGUUACUUUAUUUCAUAAGGUUUUCUUUUAUAUAAACCUUAAGCUUUCUUUCCAAGCCUUGCGAGUUCUUCUCAACUCCAUUACCUCAGGCUCUAGGAUAGGGGCAUCAAUAUGCUUCUUUCAGUUUCUGUGCCUCUAAAUCAUUAUCUUCUUCUGGGAAGCUGCAGACAAGUAACCCACUUACUUUUCCUGCUAAAAAACUUUACCAUCACUUUUGAAGACAGGCGUGCAGGAGAAAAUGGAGUUUAACUGUACCUCUAAGCUGACCAAAUGGCCAGCUGCUCUGAAAGGAGGCCUGACUGUGCUCACUUCCCACAGCCCCUGUGUGGAUGCUGGUGCACAGCUGGCCCCACAGCAAACCAGUGCUCUUUUACCCUACUGUAAAAGUGAAGAAGGAACAGCUAUGAGCAGAGGGAGAGCGAGUACUAUUCUCAGCAGCUGGCUUUUAUAUCAGGUUAGGGGUACUGGGAAAGUACACUUAGAAAUGGCAUCUUCAUGAGAAGUCUCAGCUGCUAAAAGGAGCUGUCAUGCCUCCUUCUGUCACCACCAGCUAUAUACUUCUACUGCCUAAGAAGCACCAGCGCUAACACUCCUUUGGCUGCUCAGGAACUGGCCCAAUAGCGAAAACUAACCUAGUCCCCUAUCAAAAUAAGGGUUUCAGUGGGAUCAGCUCCUUGUAUAAUUUCAUUUGGUGAGGCACACAUCACCGAGGGAUGGUGAAAAGUGCAGGUGAUCAUGUUGAAGAAUAUUUCUUUGUUUGCAGAUGCAACUUAAAUUGCUUAAGUUGACUGAAAUAUCUGUCCAAGAAGAAUAAACUCAGCUAGGGUACCAGGGAGGGCAUGUGCCCCCUUUCUUCCCUGGUAUUUUCCUUCUAAUUUCUAGUAUGCUGUCAUCUGAUUUGUUCUUUGUUGUUAUUUAAUGCCCUGAUAUUUCCCUCACUAUUCCAUACCCUUCUACAGGCUCCUUUGAGAUAAACCCUUGCAAUCGGGCAGAAGGAGAUGAGUAACUUGAUAUGCACAUGAAAUUAAUAAAAUAAUCAUGCACAAAUCUCGUAUGCACUCAGUGAGUACACUCCAUGGCAGCUAAAGGUACUGAGAAGUGUUCUCCUGUAAUUGCAAGAGGCAGAACCUUGUGCGGGAGUGAAGCACAACUGUUGAAACUGAGGUUUAGUCUUAUCUUUAAGCCAGUUCCAAUCUAGUGAGAGAUCCAGAAUGCACUUUGCACCUUGGCAGGGUCUGAGCAAGAUGCACUGUGUACAACAGCAACUGAAAAAUAUUAGUUAGAGGUCCAGAGAAGAGAACUGGAGAGAAGAAAAUAAUUUUCUUCAUUUGGCAGAGAUAUGAGGUACGGUGGUGAUGCAAUGUAGUGUACAACAGUACAGGCUUGUGGACAACUGUGUGUGCUCUGUGCAACAGCAAGGAAAAGUGUAGCCAGUGAGGGAAAGGCAUUGUGAGAAAGGCUUGGGAACAAGGUCAAGAAAAGCUAUCUUAUGUUUACACAACACAGGCAGGAACCUUCAUGGCAGAGUCCAGGCAGAAUGGGCUCAGUUAGAGAAUUGCUACACAAGUUGUAGCUCCAGGAUUGGUGCAGCAGAUUGGUACUCCUUGGUCCAAGCCACACUUCUUUCUGUAUGACAGAGUGAUAGGAAAGAGACGUUCCUAUACUUGGGUAACUAGUGGCUUCUUUUUCAUUAUCUUUGAAACACAGUUCAUAAUAUGCUUGAUUCUUCAGGGGAAUCAUAUAAGAAAUACACCACAUAAGAACUUGGUCAUUGUGCAAAUAAAGUUAAUGUGAAUUCUGCUCUCAUUAGAAACCCAAAAUAUCUAAAUUUAGCUCAGUAUGCCUUAACUGUUGUAUUGGUAAUUGCUUAGCAGGAGAGGCAAACCGAAAUAAAUCCAGCUCUAAAUGUUGUAGAGAGCAGAGCAACGUUGGCGUAAUCUAAGCUCUUCCUUCUAAUUUCUCCCAGAUGGAAUUUCCCAUGUUCCACGUUCAGACAACUCUAAGCAAUCUGGCCUUUCCUUUAAACUAACUCUUGAACUUUUUCGAAAAGAAAAAGGAAAAGAAAGGAAAGCAACCCCCCACCCACCCCCAACCAUUCCAAUACAGAGAUUAUCAGCAAAUGGUGCCCUUACAUCUAGAAAAGUAUAAAUAAAUAAUAACUUCAUCUUUCAUUCUCCUCCCCUGUAGCCAUCUGAUAGGGAAAGAUUUCAAAGUUCUGGCUCAGGGAAAGGAAAAGUAAACAGGGGAAGUGUGGAUAAAUUAGUGCUUAUUAGAACUAAAUAUGUGUGUAGGACAGCCUACAGUCAUUAAAGCACAGUCUCAAAUAUGAAUGCAAGCUAUAAAGUCAAUGCCAGAUGUCUCUUUUGUAUCAUAGGCUUUUCCCAGGCUGGGUAGUAGUGAACCUGCACAAGAGCAGAGGAGAACAGCUGCGCAUCUCUGCCGUAUCGAUGUUUCUCUGUCUCAAAAAGUGUCAUGGAGCCUGAGCAAGACUGCUGGGUACACUGCUCUCUGAGCAGCCAGCUUCCUGAAUUGACUGGGGUAGGGAUGAAGACAAAUGGUUAUUAUGUUAAUAAAUGGACAUGGAAGAUCUGUGGUUAGAACAUCAGGGUCUAUUUACAUCCUUGCACUGACGUUUUUCCCCAGCACAGGCAGAACAAAGUUUUAUCUUUUCCUGGAGAUCAAGAGAAGCAAGUUCAGUGUCAGUGUUGGUUUGCACAAAAGAAAAUAAAUAUGUGAUAUAUUUUUCCAGUGCAGAUGUAUGUUGUUGGAAGAGGAAAAAUUUAGUCAGGCUGUGACUUUCUGAAAAAGAGUAUGUUUACUAAAACUGUAAAGACUUGUUCAAGAAUGUUCUCAGUGCAGGUAUCAUAGAAUCAUAGAAUGGUUUGGGUUGGAAAGGACAUAAAAGAUCAUCUAGUUCCAACCCUCCUGCCAUGGGCAGGACUUACCUUACUGAUGAGUGAUAGCUGCUGUCUUCUAGGAAGAGAGAGAUUGCAGUGUUCUAUGAGAAGAAUGCUAGUGUGGAUCUUCCUAGUGUGGAUCUUCCUCGUCUCCUAUGACUUGAGGACUUUUUAAAUACUUGUUUUUGCUUUCCCAUAGGGAUCAAAUGACCAUGCUAGCAAGACAAAGGCAUCUAAAAGGCUUUUCUCCAUUAUGGGGCAAGAUCAUGUGCCAAGAUUUACUUCUAAGACAAUAAAGGCAUCUAGUCCAGAUUUAACUGGCCUUCUGGAAUGAUUUUCAUUGGGCAGGGAAAUCCAGUCAUGACUUGGAGGUCAAAAGGUUAAGAACUCUCUUCUAGAGCUCUGCCAAGUUCCCAUGAGGCAAGUAGAGGUGGACUUCCCCUCUUUUCAGAUACUGCAUGCGUGAGCAAUAUAGCAAGCAAAAAGCUCUUUUGCAGGCAUAUAUUCUUGUUCGGCUUCAAUUUUUCUUCUCUGAUUUGUGGAUGUGGUGCAUGAUUGGAGGUCUCUCAGAAUCCCUACAGUAUAAAAUCGGGAGUCAGAAGUAAUUUUACAGGGAACAGGAUUUCUCUUGUUUCAGUUCUUUUCAGAUACGGAAGGAUACAGACUGAGAAUUUGGGAGGUAGAAGGGUGGUGGAUGGGCGAUUCGGGGGUGGCGUGUGGAAUGGAUUCCUGAAGCACAUUAAAAAGUAACUAAAGACUUGAGUCUUCAAAUGUAUUCUCAGUAUCUGAAACUGCUUUAGCAUAAGCGUAUGGUAUGGUACAAUAGAGGUUACCAAAAAGCAAUUUUAAAGAGCUUCCCCCAAGCCUGUACACACUUCCUGUAGUGGGGAAGCUGCAUGGUGAUGAUAUGUAUUUUUUCAAGCUAGUGUUUACAGAGGUGCAUUGAUGUUUGGGGGGAAAGUACUGAAUGGAAGUAAAACAAAAAGGGAAAGGGACCUACUAUUGAAAACUUUCAUCCUUACCUUGUCCCACACUAGCCCUUAAUAACUAAAAUGAGUCUGAUUUGCCUUUGGUCUUCCAGCUCCAAAACAUAUUUGCCUGAAAAUUUUUGUUGGAUGUACUUCGCAUGUUUUGAUAAUGUGACUUAUGAGAUAACACUUCUACAAAGAUAUAUAUAAAUACAUACAUGUACAACCACAUACAUACAUGUACACACACUACAUAUGGACUUAGGAAACUAUAUGGCAUUAUACACCUCCAUGCCUGUAUGUGGCAGCAACCACAGUAAAGGAGGGGAGGUAGCUCAAAAUAGCAUGUACAGUCCUUUAUGGAGUUGUUAUUAAACAGAAUGUGGUCUUGC